Porites lobata is the source of this 31082-nucleotide messenger RNA. The record is from the annotation of a GenBank genome assembly. NCBI's taxonomy places the organism in Eukaryota, Metazoa, Cnidaria, Anthozoa, Scleractinia, Poritidae.
CGCUCAGCGCGCGCCAACAAAAUGGCGGCCACUAGAGGAGGUAUAUGGAAUGCUAUUUUUGCUGCUAUUUACCUCUUUUGAACGUUUUAAUUGACGUUUUCUUUCUUUAACUUUUAGGGGUAUGGAGACCUUACAAGGAGCUCCAGGCAGUGGUAGAGCGAUCACUGUACAAGAAAAGUCCUGAAGUCUAUCAUGAACUUGAGGUUUCCUUGAAGAAAUUUAAACCAGAUUUUAUCUCUUUACUGAAGAAUCCGGUAAGCUCUGUUCAGUUUGCAGUGGAUAAGACUCAAAAUUAAGCCUAGCUUGUUCCAGGCGUUCAACCGUUUCUCACUACUGUGGAACCUCGAUUUAACGAACCCUGGUAUAACGAACGAUUUUCCUUGAGCCCAGCCAAAAUUACACUAAAAAUAUGUAUGGAACAGAACCUCGAUUUAACGAAAUCCCCGUUAUAACGAACACAAUCCACGAACGCAGACGUAAAAUUUACCUCGAUAUAACGAAUAAAUGUCAGCAUGUGAUAAAAGAUGAAUGCCAAACAAACCAACAAGGAUGGAAUUUAUGUGUACAGUACAUGUGUAGCUUUAAGCAAUUUUGUUUGCCUGUUUUUGAGUUCCUAGUGCCGUAGCUAUGUAUAGCUCAGUAGUGAAAUGUUAUCACAGUAAUUUUUCAGAUCCGAAAAUGCUGGGUUUUGUAAAUUAAUUAUUAACUUUACCUCGAUAUUACGAACAUUUUAGUCAUUUUCCUGAAAAUUCGUCAAAUGGAAGUGUUCGAUAUAAGGAACCCUCGAUAUAACGAACAAAUUUCCCCGGUCCCUUGGUACCACUGUAUUUGAAUACGUGGAAAUGACUAAAUUAAGCCAAAAUAAAAGUCUUGUAACUGAACUGUACCAGCUUUGCAUACAUUCAAAUGACAGUUUCUACAAAUUAUAUAUAUAAGUCUGGUGAGGGACAAUAUUUUGAAAAAAGUUAUUAAUGUAUUCAAAAUUUAAAAGCAAAAGUGGGAUUGUGGAGCAUGACAAGCCACAUUGUUAUGUAGAAGUCCCUUUUCUUUGUGCAGCAAACUAAAAUGACACAUAUGCGUGCAGGCUUCUGAAUGUCAACAAGACAAUAACACUUAAAACAAAAAAAUAGUAUGUCAGAAAACUGGGUUGUAAGACAGGAAGUGCCCUAAGCAUAGUAUCCUUUUGACAAGAUUUUGAAAACAAUUGCUUAAAUUUAUUCCAUGAGAAGGUCGUAAAAAUUUCUUAGAACUUUCAAAGGUAGAAACCUUGCAAUAGGAGAUUGAAGUAGCAGGCAAAAAAGGAAACGACUUUGUUUCCCUCUCAACGCUAGGUGAAAAAUGCAGACCAUAGAGCUCAGUUGAAAAAAGCACCAACCACUGGCCUUCAACUGGCUGGUCAUGCUGAGAAACAAAAGCUCCCUGAGCAGUUUGUGCAAGAAUCUCUCAUACUCAGUGACAUCCUUGAACUGAACGAGUUUGUUUGUGCGGAUUUGCUUCUCGCUGGUGAGCAGCAGCAACCCAAUUUUCCUGGUCUAACAAGAGGACUUGUAGCAGUGCUCUUGUAUCAUGAUGGACGAAGGUGUCUAGCCAGUGCUUUGAGAACAUUGAUCCAGUCACGUGAGGGAAUGACAUGGACACUUGGUCUAUAUGAGGACUUAACACAGUUGGUUACAAAAUUUACGGAUGAGCUUGUGAAACAAGGUAGUAUCAGUCUAUUAAGGAUGGUUUUCACCAACAAUAGAAUCAGAGUCAGAGCCAUAAUCCGUUUUAACAGAGUCAUCAGAGCUAUUAUAACAUAAUGUAAAAAAUAUAGUCUAGAUUCAUUCCUUUGGGAUGAGUGGGAUCAGGAUCAGUGAUCCGAAGUCACUCAAUCGCUGAUCCUUAUACAGAUCAUCCCAGUGGAAUGCACCCAUAAGCUUGACAGUAUCAAAGUCAUGAGAAUCAGGGCUGGGUUGUUCGAAGCUGGGUUAAGGUAACCCAGAGUUAGCGCGAACUUUGAACUCAGAUAUUAGAGCUUAAAAUUCAAAUUCAGUUUAAUUCUUUUUGCCUACAAUUUGAUGAUUGGAUACUCUAAAAAGAAUAGAGAAAAUUAUCCAAGAAAAAGAAAGCCGGGUUAAAAUUCAACUCCGGGCUAGUGCUAACUGGCACUCGAACAACUGGGCCACGAACAAUAAUCCAUUUUCUUCUGACUCUACUUAUGACUUUGCCACUCAUUACCUAAUCAAAAUGAGGUCAUUGGAUGCAAAAGCAGAUUGAAGGGUAACUUGGUCAUAAUGCUUGUUCUUACACUUUCCUGCUGGGUUAGUUCUUCCACCUCUGCCUUCAACACUCUUUUCACAAGGCAAAGAACAUUAGACAAAACUCCCUGCUUCUCAUUAUGACUACCUGUUUUUACUCAAUCCGAUUGCAGUAUGUCCUUACAGAAAAGUUAGCAAUAUGUUAAUGAAGAUGAACACAUUAUGCAUAAUUACACCUAUAUGUUAUAAGUUGAACAUCCUGGAAAAUAUUGCCAGAAAAUGAUUCUUAGCUUUUGGUACUGAUAAAUUCCACUGUGAAACAACAUCUAAAAACUAUACAUGGGGAACAAUUUUGUUCCUGCAAAUAUAAUAUUAUUAUUGUUUUGCACCUGUUCAUUAUCUUUGCUUUAUCUUGUCUUCUAGGACUAACAACAACAAUUCUUCAACAACUUGAUCAGCUUGAUGUUCAAAAAGAACUUGAUAAGCUUGAAAGAGGACAAGCAAUAGGAGAUGAACGUCACAAACAACAACUAAUAGACUUCAUUACAGAUCAAAGACAGCUCUUGGCAGAAUGUCUCUUCUGCUUUGCUUGUCAAUCACCUCUCCCAAGAAGUGACUGUCUUCAACUAUUGUCCUUUCUUAAGAAGUGUCCAUCCACUGAGGCAGAUGGGACACUGGACAGUGUCACUCUUACUUUGUUGAUGACUAUGUUGUAUUGUUUAAAUGUCGAUCCUCUUGAUGAAGCAGCAGAAAUGCAAUCUUCUUUUCGAGGUGAGGAGUACUACAUUAUUCUUGUUCUUUUCUUCGUGCUUUAUCUUCCAGGUAAAGGGUUGUCAAAAGUAGCUGGCUGCCGGUGAAAAAUCACCGCCUACUUGAUUAGUACAAGUAUUGGCCAGCUACUCUGCUUGGCAUUUCUUUACGGAUGGCGUUUUUUAAAUAAUAUAUCCCUGGACUGGCUGCUUACUUUGACAACUCAUCUGUCUACUUCAAAACUUUCUGACAACCCUGCAGGUGUAGCAUGAUUUAAUUCAAGACAGAAAUCUUUUGUUCAUGCUGUGUGUGACUACAAAACUGAGCACAUUACUCAGUUUAUUGCUGCACUUUUCGAUAACACACAAACUCUGAAACUUAAAAUCCAGCUUAUAAUAAAUAGCAUUUUUCGCUACUGUCAAUCAUCAAUCACAGGCAACCAACUUUGAAUCCCAGAAACACACAAAAUGGAUCGAAGUCCACCGAUACCAAAUCACAAACCAUGACCUUUUGAACUCUUAAAGUAAGCAACUGUUUCCCAAGAGGUCCGCUAAGAUGACUGACAGCAGCUGUUAGUUGGCUUUUAAAGUUCAGAAUGCCAGUAUUUUCGAAAAGUGUAGUUAUUAUAGAUUUAAGAAGGUAAUUUGGACAAUUGAUUUUGUAAGCAAGUGUUUUCUCUUUUGAGUAGUUUCUUAAGUCAUUACUCAAUUUGUACAAACUCUGUUGGUAUCUACAAGCAUCUAUGAUACCCGGUGAAAUCUGCUUUUAACUAGUGUAUUUUGAACAUUAUUUUACAGAGGAAAAUUUUCCAUUGUUGUCAGACCACAGUUUUAUUCCAGAGUUUCAUCAGGAAAUCAUUCAGGAAGGCACUUGGGAAAAUCCAGGGUUGUGCGCGUGCAUCCAGUUUGCUUGGGCAUUAGUACUCCGAUCUUGCAGCCAGUGGCCAAAUAUUGUUGGGGCUGUUGAAGUCCUUGAGGAAGAUGAAGGAGUUCUGGAUCUUGCUGUGGAUGAAAAUGUGUUUGGUUUUCUUCGGUACUGUGUUCUAGGAGCAAGUAAUUUUCACCAAGAGGUAUUUGUAGAUCCCAGUUCUACCACCUUUCAUUGAAUGAUGCUGCUUUGCCGUUGCUAGGGAUUUUUAUGGAAAUUAAGGCCAGAUUUAUAUUUUUCUUUGGAAUGCACUGGUACUUGCCAUUAAAAUGUUUAACAGUGCCCUCCCUUGAAGACACUUUUGGAAAUUAUAGAUUGAAGUGUAUAUGGCAAGAUUUUUUUCAUUUGCUAGGUGGAAUCUACACAUUGUUCUUCUGGUGGGGUACAAAAACAUGCAACUGAAAAUAGGAGACUGGGAAUGUUUGUGACCUCAUGUCAGUUAGGACAUUCUGUUUCAUGGCAAGCAAAUUUUCCUCUUAUUUAUUUCUUGCUGCAAAACAGAAUAUCGUGAAAUGAUAUCACAAUCAUUGCCAGUCUCCUGUAUACAUUCGCACAGUUUUGUACCCCACCAGAAGUGAAAUUUCAUGUUUUUAGUUCUUCAAAAGUCAGCAAACAAAAAAUUCUGUCAUAUACAGUCACUUUUAUUUAAAGCAGUUUUUGUUUCAAACAGUACCAGUGGACUCACCAAAAUUAAAGGCUACACUGGAGGCAAAUUUUCUAAAUAUAUACCUUUGUUAAUAAUCUUAUUCUUAGGAUCACCUAAAUAAUAAACAAAAAUUUAAUGUGCUUUCUGACUUUGCCAAGGUUUCCAAGAGCAAAAACUACAGUUUUCAAGAUGAUAAGUUGUAUUUAUGAAAGUAAAAUAAUGUAAUCUUUUUUUCAGGAGUACUUUGUUCAAAGAUUACACUCCUUAGUAACAGGCUUCAUUGUUAAGAUGCCAUUGAAGGUACGGCUUUUGUCAGAUUUCUUACCACAAAUCCUCUUCAUUCUCCCCAAGACACAAUAUUAUUGUAAGUUUAAAGUUGUGUUUAUCUCUUUACAAACACAUAGGUCAAGGAGCUGCGUAACCAUGGUGAUGAAGCUGCGCGGAUCCUUCAAGCACACAAACUAGAUGGUGUAGAACCACCCGCUGGUCUGCCGAGACACUUUGAAGACUUCAUGAGAAUGGUUUGUGGGAAAAUCAUGUAAAAAAAUAGAAAAUUAAUAUUCGUUAGUCCUCCUACUGACUCAUUUUAGUACAGCUUUAAACUACAUUUUAAUGGUUUUUUGUCAUUGAGGUUAUAGUUAGUAGACGUUUUUAUCUAUUAUUACAAUUCAUGUCAACUAAUAAUACUAAUAAAUAGUAAUAACAAUAAUAACAAGAACAUUAACAAAAAAAGAGCCAUUGGAGUUGUGCAAAAGAGCCAGAGACCCCAUACAUUAUGUGUCUGGAGCAGUUUUUUUUUUUCAUUUGCAUUUUUGUUCAUGUACAAGGUUACUUUGAUUCUUGAUUUCCUUUGUUCCCUAGCUCUGGGAUACAAAGGAAGUUGAGAAUCAACCUAGGUUAACAAGUUUUAACUUAAAUUCAAAUUUGACCUCUAAUGCAUAUACAAGACGUAUACUGAGAACUGUACAACUUGAAGACUGAUGUACAGAAAAAUACAACUAGUUGUUAGAGGAUAUAGAAUCAGAGUAUAGCCAGGGAAAAUACAAGAUGAAAGUUGCAGAGAAUUCUCAUAAGAAAGUUUUUUUAGGCACAGACAAGGCCAAAUGAUCUUUUUAUCUGCAGAUUGGAGAACUGUAUGAUGAUGAUCCAUCAGGUCUUGAACUUGCUACAGAAUUCUGGUGUCCUACAGACACAAGCUUGUCAGCUCCCUUUUCACCUUACAGUUCCUCUAGAAUUUCACCAGCCGUAAGGCAGCGCGCUUCACAGAAACAGGUAGGUAUUUACAAUGGCUGAAGGCCAGCGGCAAGUUGUUGAAAAUGGAGAAAUCAUGAUUAAACUUUGCUUUAAGCCAAAUUAACCAGAUAGUCUGACAGUGGUCAGCAGUGUUAACUCAGGUGUGAAGAGGUCAUUGAAGUCAAGGGAACAUUAUGUCACUAAAUUGGAUUUCCAAGAACUCUUUGGAUCCUAAUCCUAUACUCCCAGUGUCCUUUGCUAAGAGGUGUUAAAAAAAUAGUUACAUAUUUUGAGUUUGUGGAUGAAAUCCUUUGAUGUGACCAUUUAUACUGCUCUCACAUCAUAGUGGUGGUUCCAUUGUUAUACAAUCAAAUGUGGGAAAUCUUGUCUUGGACUUUAAUUUUUGCCUCUUCUGGAAGUGAAAGAUUAAAAGAACCUCUCCUGAGGACAACAUUGUCACAUAUUUUUAAGUACUACAGUUGUCUGUACUAAUUUUCCAGUUUUUCAUUGUGAUGGCUUUCACUUGCGAUUUAUUUUGAAGCAGAAAAAUUCAGUACCACUCAAAAGUAAGUUAACAUGCCAGUCGCAUCUUGGUUUCUGGAGUGAGGAUCAGUGAAUCUGCAAUUUUUGGAAUGCAUUAUCCAUGACCCAUCCUGUGUUAAGUCAACUAACUUUGCAUAUCAUUAUCUCAGAGACAGAAAAAAUGGGUGUUGGAUUUUGAAUAAUUUUAAAGUUUCCUUGAGCUUGUCAUCAGCAUGGUAUUUAAAUGGAAUUUUUGAGUUUUUGGAUAAUGUUAUAGCGAUAGAUAUUUGACCUUUUGGUUGCUGAAACAUGAAAACUGCUUGUAGUGUCAUUGAGUUUGUGAAUGAACACACCCCUACGGACGAAACAAAAAUUCCAUAACUCGUAUGUAUGACGUAUCUUUGCUUAGGUUAGUCUCAACAAGUUUCUUCGCUUGGCUGGAGAUCUUUUGCCGCCUUCACUGUUUGUACCAUAUAUGGAGAUGUUAACAGGCCUCUCAAACAGCCCUCAAGCUGCUCAUUACUGCUUUAACCUCCUCAAAUCCACAGCAAAUGGACCUGUAUCUUGGGAUCACUUCUUUGCUUCUAUAAAACAGUAUUACAUGGAUCUAAGACAGGAUGGUGGACAUGCAGGUAGAUUACUAUAUUAUAUGUUCAUUAAUAUUCUUGUUUUUUCUUUUUUUUUUAUAAUUAUGCCUGGUUGUUUCAUAACAUUGCCAUGAGUGCAUGCAACAUUUAUCCAGUUUUUCAGUUACCAAAAAGUUUUCUUUUUCUUGAAUGUAUAACAAUUAUGAUAUUUACCUUGACUGUUGUAGAGUAAGGUUAGAACAUGCUAGGUGACAAGCUGCAGCAACACGUUGCUGUGACACUUCACAGCAACAAAUGCUUUGUGUGUACUGGAGAAUUUUUUGGUGAAAAUAUUUGUGUCGACAAUUUGAUUUGUGCAACUUGUUGGGGUGACAAAAUUCUGUUGGUGAGACAGAUUUUCCUCAAAAUUCUCCAGUAUACAUGAAACAAUUUGUUGCUGCUAGUGUCACACAAUUUGUCCUUAUACCUGUACACAAGAAGUUACUCUUUGCUGUGAUGUGUUGCAGUAAUGUGCCCUAGUGUGUUCCAACCUUUAGAGGGCCUGGAAAUAAGGAAAAAUACUACCGAAUCAUGGCCUGUUUCAUUUGUUUUUGUUAGGGUAUAAGGUGCUCAUGUUGGCAUUGUUAAUCCUUGAACUUGUUUCUCUUUAGUUACAAUAUAUGGAGGACUGAACAGGGAUACCAGUCACAUUCACAGGCCUGCUCACCUGUCAAAUCGCAUCAUAACACAAGAGGAGUUAGAAGGUCUAGAGUCAGUGUUGAGACUGACAGAGAGAGUGGCUGAUCAGGUGGGAUGUUACAAGACAAUUUUACUUGCCUUAAAGACUGAAUGUUAGCUAAGUGGGCCAGAGCUUAUGCCUUUAGCAUAAAACAACCAAGAAUAUAGGAUGCCAUUCCAUCACUGGGUUACCUUUUUCACUAGUGCCCAUUUGGGUUAAGUGAGGCACUGCUUGUGAGAGUCAACACAGUAUAGUAUAGUUUGAGUCUGGUGCAUGCCCUAUUUUUAGAGAUAGCAUGUUUUCGCUUUCUAGGAUGAAAAAGCUCGUUUGGCUAUGUGUGAAAGUCAAGCUUGGCUUCCCAUUGCGUCGUUGUUUGGUCUGCUUGGUUGCCCUGUGCCUGUGAGCCUCAAGGCUCAGAUUCUCUCCACACUUGCAGCAUUUGCAAAGUCUCCUGAAGUUGCUUCAUCAAUGUGGCAUACCUUAGAACUUUCGCAGGUGUGUUAAGACUGUCAAUAUUAAAUAUCCACGUCACUCAGUAAAAAAGAUCACUGAUUGACCCAUUUUUAUUUUAUAUUAUGUGUAUAACAGCACUGCAUUAUAAAAAUGUAAAGUGCGCAUUAAUUAUGUGUAUGUGCAUUAAUUACAUAUAUUUAAUUUUGUUUAUUGAAGAUAUUCACACUGGGAGAUGUAAGAGAGAGUUUUAAGCAAACAUGAGUUUAAGCAAUGGCAAUGGGAACAUUAAACAAGCAAUAGGUUUAGAAAGCAAAAUUAUGAACAAUAACUUCUGCAUGUACAUCACAUGUUUUUCUACAUCUUUGCUGUGACUGUGAACUUCACAACAUGACAUUUUACAGAAAACGUAAACAAUCAACCACAAAUUUCUCUUUCUCUGUUGAAAUCAUGGCUCCCUAAAAAUUCAUCUCAUGGAAAGUUUGCCAACGUUUGACCAAUUGAAUCAGUUUAAGUAAUUGCAAUGAAAUUUAAGGGAAUGCAAAAUUAAUACAUUUCAUAAUGACUUUUUUACUGCCAUCACCAUUAUAGUUUUUUAAACUGGUCAUAUUAUGUCUGACAGUUACCUUGUUCUUUGUUUUUGUUCAACCCUAACUCUCUCAGUUCCAAACGCACAUAUUAGUGGUUCAGGGUCUGGUUCCUGAAAGACCAAUUAGUGCUAAUCCAGCAUUAAAAUUUUGUUCCACUUUUUGUAUUUACCUUCCUAUGAAUUGCGUAGAGUAACAUUUUGUGUUAUCAAUACUGUAUCUCAGACUAAAGGCUCAACAGUAUUUUGCAAGUUUGGGUUUCAUGUUCUAAGACAGGAAAACCCUGCUUAAAAUGUGGCUUAAUCUUGGGUUAAACUUAACCAUCUUUCAAGGAGCCAGGCCCUGCAGUUGUUAAACUUUUAUACCUUCAGCCACAUGGCCUUUUGUUUGACAUCUCUUGUCCUUUAUCUAAUAAACAGUUGUGACUCAAAUAUAAACUUCAUUAAGAUAAUUCUUUUCUUAAAAGCUUUGCAUAUUAUGUGACUGCUUUUUUUUUAAUCUGAAAUUUGUGGUCAGAUUUUGCAGACGGUUACACCAACUGGUCAAGCUGUCCAACAAGGUGGAAUACAGGUGAUAAACCAUUAAAUUUUGGUAUCAUAUAGAGAGUUUUCAAUAAUUUACAGGGUUAGCAAAUUUUAUUGAUGAGUGGAGUCAGUGUGACUUCUGCUUCACAAAUUUUGGAAUAUUUGGAGUCAAGUAUCAGACUUUCCAGCACGUGGUCCCGGCAUGUAUACACUAUCGUGAGGGACGGUAGCUGUGGCGGUCGCUGACCUGGAAAGCUCAAAUUUAUUUGGCGGUCAUUAAACUUUGAUCGUAAUUUACCCUCUUCCUGUUUUGUGGGAUGCCUGAUUUAAUUAAGGUUUAACGUUUACAAUUAACGUAAAUUGUAUUUGUUCGAAAAAGGUAAGGAUAAAACUGUGUUUGUUUUGGCUCCCUGUUUGUUACGAAAAAUUUUUUGAGUCAAAGUGACUCCCUCCGUAACCUCAGUGGAGUCAUCUGAACAAUUUUGGCGUAAAAUACGCCAAAUUUAAUAGAAAAUUUAUUUGACAUUGCUGACCAGUCUAUGGGAUGCCUGAUCUAAUCUUACUUAUUAAUUUUUUAAACAGUUUUGGUAGGUUUUUUAAAUGAAAUCUAGCUUAGACCUCGUUAAUAGGAAAUCUUUGGACCUCCAGAUCUCUUCUGUAGUGGGUUAUUUUAAGAACAUAAGUGCUUUUCCAGUCAAUACUAUAUACUUUCAUUAAAUUGUUCUCAAUAAAAUUAAUGGUGUUUAUAUGAAAGUGUUUGGCAACUGGAAAAUGACUUAGAAAUUGGUUUUGUUAAACACUGGCUAAAUUACAUUUAAAUAACUGACCCUUUGCCUUUCAUUGUCAGAGUACCCUAUCAAAAUCAUCAUGUAGAUUUUAAAAACAGUAACCAAUACUUGUAUUGGGAAAAAUAAUUAUUGUUUUCAAAUGUCCUAAAUAAAUAACAACUGUUAUGUGAUGAUUUUUUUAGGUUGAACUGAACGAGCUUGAAGCCCGCAGUGAAACAUACCCAGAGACAAGAGCAUUCCUUAAGCUGCUUAAUAACCUGACAGAGAUUCCCCUCCCCUCCACCCUGGGAUCAGGUUAUCGGGUGCCAGGCUUUGAGCCAUAUUUGGCCUUCCUAAGAGAUGAUGUGUUUCUUAAGUUUAAUUCAAGAGGAUACCAAGAUCCCAAUGAGAAGGUAGAUUUAUUUUUACUUACUUUUAAAGACAUAAAAUUACAGGGAAUGUCGCAACCCACCAUUAUUACUGUCAAACCUCCCGUAAGCGACCACCCAAAAUGCAAAGAUUUAGUGGAUGCUUACAGGAGGUGUAUGUGAAUCAAACCACAUGGGGCCUCUUCCAAGAAGAGGUCAUGACACAUGACAUUUCCUUUAUUUCAUGGAAAAAUGAUACUUUCCUCAUACGCUAACAGAGUAACUGGUACCAAUUUAAAUAACUGUUUUGUUGACACUUGAUAUGUUUUUAAGUGGUGAACUCACAAUUAAAGCAUUUAACCCAAGAACCCAAGAGUGACCGUCACUACAAUGAGCGCAUAUAAGUCUCAGAAGAUUUUAACUUUCAUUGUUUUAAAAUCAUGAGUCUUUUUAGCAGAUUUCAUACACUCAAAGUUUUGCUGAAUAGGUCUUGUUUAAUUAGAGCUUCAGGCUCACCAAAAGUUCUUGCUGAAAUAGCCUGAUUUCUGCAUUUUUUUCUUGAGUAACAAGCUUCAAUAUGGCUUUUCAACAAAAAUGUGCAAAACUCAAGGUUUAGUAUUAGUCAGUGGCCAUGGAAAGUGAUGUUGCUGACUAAAAUAUUUGAUGAAAUAUGUUUGCUUCUUAUAACAGUGGAAGGUUGCCAGUGAUGUUCUGCAGAUUCUUUUCAAGUUACUUGAAGGUUAUGUUCCAAGGCCAGAAGAUUUUGUCAACCAAGUUGCUGAGAUGCAAGGCGGAGAGAGAGUUCUUGUUCCAAAGCCACCAGGGUUUAGUCUCAUGACUUACAUGCUGAAUGACACACCUAUGCUAAGAAUGGUUAGGGAAUGUUACUCAUUUAGCUACAGUUACCAACAAAGUUAGCCUGAGAAAUGAGCCGACGUUUUGCCAUGCCACCUCUUGUUUCCUUGUGAACGAUGUGUGGGAAAUGAGCAUGGAAAUUCGGUCCUGACGACAUGUUACUACCCAGAUCUGGGUAGUGUUUCUGAAUGGUUGUGACCCACGGCAAAUUGCUUUGUCCAAUCAGAAGCACUGCCCAUAUUUGGUUAGUAAAACGUCAUCAGUAUAGAAUUUCUCAACUCAUUCCUCAGUCGUCAAUUUGUGGGAAGACCAGUGGUGGCUUGGCAAAAUGUUGGCUGUUUUCUCACUUUACUACAAAACUGUCAGUUACUGCUCAGUGAUGCAAGGGUGUGCUCCAGGAAAGGUUGCAUGGAGCUCUGAAAUUUUUAAAUCCUAGUUGUUCACUAUUCAAAUGAUAUGCAAAAUCUAAGAUUUCCUUGAUGCUGCAUUGGUGAAAGAAAAUUGCCAGUGUCCACCAAGUGCUGCUAGAUCACAGAUGUGGUGAUGGCAUGGCCUCAAGAUGGCUCACAAUAGCUUCUUUUUAUGGACCAAUACCACUACCCUCUCCAGUUGAUACUCUAGCAAUGGCGUUAAACUUAAACUUGGUUGACAAUUUAUCUCAUGUAAAAGGUUACUAUUAUCCCUUUAAGCCCCAAUAUCCACAUACAAAUUCUCCAAACUGAUCUCCAUACAUUUCCUUUAAGAAUUAGUUGAGAGAAUUUGAUGGCAGAUCAAAGCAUUUUCUCUUUAGUGAUCAUUUCAUAAAUUCUCAUAACCUAAUCUCUUGACAAGGUUUGAAUAUUGUUGGGAGAAAACUGAUGUUGGUCACCAUUGGGACUUAAAGGGUUGCCAAUCCCUUACCUUGAGCUUUUAUGGCUAUUAAAUUGCAAUUCAAAAUGAGUUCAGUGAUCCCCAUUUUUAUUAUCCAAUAUAGGUGAGCAUGUAGAAAUACAACUUUUUGCUAACUGUAAAAACAUUGUUGGGUGAGGUUCAGUUUAAGUUUUGAAAAAAUAUGACAGCCCAUUUCCCCAGUUUACAUGUAUGAAAACCCUACCAUGUCAUAACACCAGUAAAACAAACAUUGUGAUUUGAUCAAUGCAAGCUUUUCAAAACAAAAAUUUGCAGCAGCAAAGCUUAUCAUAUGAAGGUACAUGUGAGACUUUAAAGUGGCUCUGAAUCCUCUCCCUCAAUAGCUUUACUUAUCAUGUCUCUCCUCUUUUAGUUGCUGAAUGUCAUUGAUGGUGCAUCAUCUUCACUUGAACACCUCUCUGUUACCUCUGGUAAAGUUUUUUAUUUUGAUUUUUAGGACAUUGUUUCUGAAUUAAAGCAGCCUUAUUGUUAUUAGAUUAUCAGUGAAAAACCAAUUCUUCUGGUAAGGUGGUUCCUGUGAGAGGAGUUUGCAAAUGUAUUGUAAUUACUUAGCUGUUCUAAUUUAACAUGGAACUCAGGCAUCUUCUCAAAAAGUCACAAAAAUAAGAUCCAGACCCAUUGUAACAUAGUCAGAACUCCAAACUGGAAGGAGACAAACCAUCUAGCUUUUAGCAAGUACAAGGCUGAGAAGCUGAACCAAGGCUGUUAGUAAGAUUUCAAGUUGCUAAGGAUAAGCAAUUAGUAGGUGGGGGGGAAUUGAACAGGUUUUCUAUUUUCCUUUUGUUUCUUAUGAUAGUAGCCAGGGAAAAUCCACAGCCCUCAGCCCUGCUGGAGUCAGGACAAGUGAGAAGAAGUAAACCAUCUAAUGGUCAGAAGAGGAAUCACAUUGACCACUUGGCCUCAUUUUCUCCUUAAUAGUCCUGACCUUGAACUUCAUGCUCGUCUGCUGCACUCACUUAUGGGAUAAUGUAUUGUUAACCCGAAGAGGAAUGUUAUAUCUCCAGUUCCCCGUGUACCAACUUCUAGAUACACGUAAUGGUUGCGAGCAUUUAUUAUAACUGUUUAAGCACUUGCUGUGCCCUCCACUCUCUGAUAAUUUUGAAGGUUGUGAUUAAUUUCUGCAGAUGUAAGGGAGGAGCUGGAGAAAGCAACAUUGCUGUGUCUCAGAAUGGUUGAAGUUGCACUGGAAAAGCAAGGGCAGUUCAUGGAAAUAUUCCGCAGUGUUCCGCAGCAGUCAGCAGUUAUGGUAUCACCUUUGGAGGAACUCCUUCUUAGUAUUAACCCACAGUCUAAUACUGCAGACUAUCUUCUUAAAAUAAUGAAGUAAGUAAAUAAGCUGGUGGAUUGAUCUGGGGUUUAUAGUUUCAUUUUAAGACGGAAUCCAUCAGGAAAUUGAGUAAUUUUAAUUUUUAGUGGACAAAAAUCUUGUACCAGAACAAUAUUUAAACCAUAUCACAUUCUUUUUCACAUUUUUCAAGGGCCAUAGAUAUAAUUAGUUAUAUGUAAUAGCACUAAAGACAAUUUCUUAUUUGAGCCCGAGAAAAUGAAUUUCAAAUUUCACAGAAAUUGUGAAAAUGCAGGUAAAAUUUUUAUGCAUAAGAUUUCAUUUUGGUCCAUUUUGUGAAAUUUGAAAUGUGUUUUCUUGGGUUCCCAUGAGAAAUAUUCUUUGGUGUUAUUACAGAUAACUAACUACAUCUGUAGCUCUUAAAAAAAGUAAAAAUGAAUGUAAUAUGCAUUAUUCUGGAUGAAAUAUGCAUUAAUCUGGUACAAGGUUUUUGUCCACUGAAAAUAAAAAUGACUCAAUUUCCUGAUGGAUUCUGUCUUGAAAUAUUACUCAACAUGUUUGGUCAGGUAUGGCCAUAAGCAGUACAACCUGUACUGACCAAAUACAUGUACCUAGUGCUUGGGCAAAUAUUGAUUGAUUGAUUGAUUGAUUGAUUGAUUGAUUGAUUGAUUGAUUGGCGAAUGUACAUGACACUUGAUUAGUAACAACAAUGCUGCAUCACGAAACAUGGUGGUUUAAAGGAGGAAAAUACAGGAUACUCGUCUUGUAGCUAGAGUCAGGCAAUUGAAAAUUAAUGUUUGCAAGUUGCAAUAAAAUUGGUCUUGAUUUAAAUCUGGAUAAGUUUGGCAGCUGGAUUAACACUUAAGCCAAUCAAAACAGUAGUAGUAAUACACUCAAUUGUUCUUUGUAAACUGCAGUGGUAGCUUAAAAUGUUUAUUUCUGUGAGGUUGAGAAUUUUUUCUCUUUUACGGCAGAUUUGUUUCUCACCUUCACACUGGAGCUGAACUCAUUCUUUCUGUUGUCAAAAUUUUGUGUGUGGUCUGUCAAUCAACAACAGUUCAGAGACAUCUUGUGAGUUUGUUGACUGCAAAUCAGGUGAGUUCGAGAGGUACUGUAUAGUGACCAACAUCAAUUUUCUCGUUGCUAUGUCAAUUCAUAAUCAUGAGAAGAAGUCUUGAGAAUUAACGAAAUGGUCAAUCAGAGGAAAUGCUUUGAUCUUUUAACAAAUUCUCUCAACUAAGGUCAGACUAAAGAAUUGGCGAGUGGAUAUUGGGCCUGAAAGGGUUAAAUACAGUGAUGGCUUAGUUAACUGAAAAAAUAAAGCUAAGUCGCCUUCGCACUAAAAAUCAAAGUCGGCGUGAAAAAUCUUCUGUAUGCCUUAUUUUGCCAAUUAUCACGUUCGUAAGAACGCAUCCUAAUCUUGGUGUUCCUUUGGUACAAAGCCCCAAAUUUUCGAAACAUCGCGGGCGACUGCCGAUUGGCCGCCCCUACUGAUUAUAUCAGGAGCAUCCCGGCCGGCAAACUGGACUCCUUUCGACUCGAUUUCGUUUGCGUAAGUGACGAACGCGGAUCCGCAAUCAAUGAUUGCCUCUAGUAUCAACAAUUUAUAGUACAACAGAAGGCUUUGACUUAUUUGCUCUUUUAUCUUUUAACCCCAAGUCUGUAUCACAGCAAAUCCUGAUUGGAUUUGUUGACCAGCUGGAAAUAAAUGAACCGGAGGACCCUCAAGCAAAAGACGAACAAGAACUUGGAAAGGGUAGGUCUUUGUUUGUUACUGCUAGUAUUUCCGUUUAAUAAGGAAUGUUUUGUUUAAUGUGAUUCCCUGGUUUUGCACUGCGCAUCUCUUACUGCGCAUAACAAGAUGGCCUCCUGUAAAAAAGAGCAUGUGAAGUAACAUUAUUAAAAUGAAGUUGACCGAAGAGAAACGCUAUUGCAAUUUUUGCUUGCGGUUGAUUCUUGCCGAGGUGAGACUCAAUGUGGUGGGAAUGUGCUUAACGUGAGCAGUACGCGUGUUGCUGAAUUCGACUUCCUCACGGAGAACCUCGAUAGUGGAUGUUUAAUUUGUGCUUAUUCACGUUGAUUUUCAUUUAAACGCUUUCUUUAUCACAUUGUGUCCUAAAUGUGAUAUCUCGAUGUAAAUUCUGUAAAAACGGAUUUUUUAAUACUUUCUUCCCCCUUUCGCAUACAUUCUAUUUUGAAACUCGCCCCAGUCCUCUCUCAAAAAUCAAGGAAAAUGCAUUUGGUACGCACUUUCUGCAGCUCUACCGCAAAAACGAGUACGAUGACCCCCAUUUUUUAUUUCAUGAUUUUAAUAAGGACAGUACUUCCUUUCGGUGAGAAAAAAAUUGGCAGAAAUCUAUGUUCAGUUUUUUCGCAAUUUCACUAAAUUGUACGGAUUGAGCUAUGACGUGUCGAAUAGCGCGUGUCCAAUUUAAUUCUACUUUGGAGCGUAAAGUAAAACCAAGGGCAUUAAAAGGCAUUUUUCUAGUACGUAAGUGGAUAAACAAUACAUUAAAAUCAAAUUCUGUGCGAUACCACAUGCAUCAUUGAAAAAAAUCUUUCCUUUUUGUCUAGUUUUGGGCUGAGCGCGGUUUUUGUCAAAGGGUCCAAAAUAGCCGUAUUUGUCAGCAUUGUGACGUCAAAACGAGCACGGUGACCCCCACUUUUUAUGACCUUUUUAUCAUCUUCUUGACUUGUUAGAUCAGUGUACCAAGUUUCUCCUACAAUCUAUGUUAGGUUCUUUUACUAGGGAAUCACCUUAAACUCAAUCUUGCCCAAUUGGAAGCUUUUAUCCACUUUGAAUUAGCCCGUUCCAGGCCUUCAGAUUGUGGAGACGGCGCAAAAAGAUGCGAACUAGAAAGGCAGCGAGGGGGUUGGGGUAGGGGGGUUUCCGGUCGUUUCUAUACAAGUUUACUCUGUCGAGUUGUAAAUAGUUCCACGUACUUGACCUAAAGAACGAAGAAUAUUCACCCAAAAUGUUUUUCUUGUUCACGCGCAAACUAUACUGGAAGUGAAAGAAAUUUUGGUGCAAUUCAUCACUGCUUGAGUUCGUCUCGAAACGACUUGUUUCCAAACGACGACCGAUUUCCUUAGGGGGCGAGAGCGAGUUCCCUCCUCUCUCCGGCCCUCGCUUCCUCCUUACUUUUUUCCCGUUCUCUGACUUCGCCAAGCACUCUACUAUCUGAAGGCCUGGAAAAGACCAACUUUGAAUACACGUAUUCAAUACUAUACCUAAUAUAAGGGAUCUCACAAAUUUCUCUAUGAUUUCUUUGUCACAGAAUUUAUUAUUGCACAAUUAUUUAUCUCACAAUUUUAUAUAUGAUUUCCUUUGUCACAGAAUUUAUUGAUGAGAGGUCUUACGGUGCGGCACAGAUACGGAAUGCAGUAAGACAAAAUAUUUUGAGAUUGAUCCUUCAUUCACUGCAGCACCCAUCGCCGAAUCUUGCUCAUUUUCUAAUGGGUUUUGAGCUGAGAAAGCCGUCAUCAAAGACCAAUCUCCAGGACCCUGGUAAGUAGCCGGGGUAUUUGUUAUUCUAUAAGCUGUUGAGGACCUAACGUCUAUCAAAGGCCCCGAAUGCUAAUUAAAAGACUCAGAAGUCCUGUCUCCUUUACCUUCUUUGAAUUCGUACAUUCUCCUACGCAAUGAAUAUAACAUUCCUACGUUUCACUGUCACUUUCGAACUACAGUACUUAGUUUAAUUCAGUAUUUACAAAACCAAAAAUCAAGAGCUGAGUUAACUGGCACACUAUUGGCUGUAACACAGUGACAGCCGAAUUCAAAGAAGAUAAUGAAUUCAAGGGAUAUGCCGCCCAGCCGUGCAAGAUAUAUAUAUACUCUGCUAGUUUGCGAGAAACUCAAACUCGGCAGGUAAAGAGAGCACAUCCUUACAGGAGAAGAAAAUCAAAAGCAAUUCUGCAACAAUUAUUCUUGUCUUCUGAGACUUCAAGGGAGCACAAAACAAUUUGGGUAUUAGUUCUCGAAUUUUUUUGCCGGUCUCACUCUAACAUACUGGCUGUUUUGCACUUUGAAUAAUCGGUGCAUAUAUGGGUGCGUGGACCUUUUUUCAGUGAAUUUUUUAUAUUUGAUAGGUGUCCUUGGAGCAUCUAAGACAUGUCUUCAUGCAGUACUAGACAUGCUGAAUAGAGGUGUAGAUACACACCACGGGCCUUUUUGUGUGACAGAAACUCCAAAAUUUGCUGAGCUUGCAUAUCAGCUAAUUUAUAGUCUAUGCGCCAAUAAAGACACUGCUACACCAACACUGCGCUAUCUCAGGACCAGCCAUGACUUCUUGUACCGUCAUCUUCAACAUUUACCUUUUAAGAAUCUUUCCAGCAUGGUUGGUGAUGAUGGUCAACCAUCACUGCCGACGCAGACAAUUGUUAGUCAACAAUCGUGGCUUCUGAAGACUGCAGCUAUUGAACUAAGAAUGACUGCUCAAGGGCGUCAAAGGUCACACGCGCAGAGGCUUUUAGUGUUGUUAAUGGGCGAGCCCUCAGCACAGGCAGUAUUAGGCAUGUCACAGGUUGUACCAGAGCUUGUUCCCAGACGACUAGAAGAUGAUUUCUCCGCAGCUGACACUAGCCAUGUCACGUAUGCUGAUUUGGGAAAGGCACAGACUCGGCGCAAGCUUUUAGCCAUUCUGGAGUCAGUAGAAUUCAGUCAAGAGCUACCCCCGCCUUUGCAUUUGAAUUAUUUUGAUGUGUCCGUCACCGAGAAAGCCAUAAGUUCAUGUGAGCAGAAGGAGGAGGACAGUGGUGUAAUGUUCUGUAAUGUGCCUGCUCUCCAUAAGUUACUGAUGGGUGAAAUUUCAGGGGUGCAAGGAACGGCAACAGCUGGACAAAGGAACUUUUUGAUUCAGGUAAAACUUAUUUCUUGCCGUAGUGUGAAAUGUGGCCUAGUUUGGGGCCAAAGAUAACUGACUCGGCUGGAUAUCAACCUAGUUUCUGCAGAGUUACCACAGCGGGGGUAAAGUCCGGGAAAACAAGAAUUUUUUAUUCUGAAAGUUAGGGAAAUUUUGCAAACGAAGGGAAAAUCUUGGUUCUUGGUUUAACAGUCGAUACCUUUUAAAUAACUUUCGCGGUCAUGUUCUAUGUGCUCUUAACAAUUGUUUUUGAAUAAAUGGUGAACUUUUGAUUUAAAAAAAUAGAUUUUGGUCAACGUGUGGGUAUAAACAGUUGUCAAUUCCUUGCAGUGUCCUAAAAUCAUCUGUGCAGUCACAAAUGCGUUUGUGUUGGUCGCAAUGUCGAGUCCUGCAUGUUUCUUGAAAGUAUUUAAAGGAACAGAGGUCCAAGUGUCCUUAAAUAAACUCAUAGUGCCUGUAUCGUAGACGAAGGAAGGAAGGGAGGGCUCCCUCAGCAGCAUAUUGACAGUAUGUCCUUAAUUUUGUUACAGGAAGUCAAAGACAUUCUUCAUAGCGUUGUGCUUCGUAACAUGAUGCGAGAGAGCUUGCACAUCAAGAAAGAAUCCUUUGAGGCGUGGAGGAGGGUUGUAGAGGUGACCCUUGCUUCCUGUCCAGCUGAUAUUUUGCCGAAAGACACCAGACAGACUGUUAUAGCAGAUAUACUACAGGAUUUACUGUCCAAGGUACAUGUAUGACCUUCACAGUUGAUGAAUUUUAACUCUACAGUUGGUUCCUUUUAUUUUUCAUUUUCCUUCUCUUUUUCUUGCUCGUCUUUUUCUUUAUUUAUUUCCUGUAACAAAAUGGUGUCUAUUGAUCUUCACAUACCUCAUGCAGAGAAAGCACUCGCAGUUAACCGCCGUAUCACUACUCAUCUCUGAUGUACUUGGGUAAGCGCUGGUCUGUCGAGCGGGACGCCGCGAAUUCAGAGCCUAGCCGGACCAACACACACAAAGUGCUGCUUUGGUGAUGACAUUUUGGAACGGUUAAAACUUUCAAGCCUUUUCGGAUAAGGUCGAUAAACCGUAGGCUUCGUUCAAAUAAAAAUUCCACUCUUUGUUCGUAAAGAGUAGCGGAUGUUGUCCUCGGUGCAGUAGUGGUUCAUCUCAAAAGAAAUUCUCAUUCACUUUAGGGGGCAUUCAUAACUCACUGCUUCAUUAACUAUAAACUGCGCCGUAAGCAGUGUGGCAAAUGUCCAGACCAGUGUUGAAAAUUAUCCCUGAAAUACUGGCCUGCGAGCAGGCUCACAUGGGCGAAUUCGGGGAAAAUUUGGCGGUGGAACCGCCAUCCAGCAAGUGCUCGCAGGCUAUCCCUGAAAAGCCCUGGAAGAGUGGAUAAUAGAAUGCUUAGUGAAUCAGUAUACAAUGAAUUUUAGAUCGCAGAUGAGGAUGCGUUACCAGAGCUUACAUCACCAGUAUCAGGAGUCCUUCUCUCCCUCCUAGCACAUCUGCGUCAGUGUACAAUAUCCCUGGACUCAUCCACAGCUACAUCCUUACCAAUCCUAGAUGGUACAGGAGGAAGCAGACCCCUGCAUCAAGCGGCUAGCGGUAGCUCUCUACCUGUUGGACCAUCUGUGGCCAUUUUAAAGGGGCUCAUUGAGACCGUGCUUCGAUGUGGAGGCGGGCUACAACGGGUCAGAGCUAAUUUGUACGCUGCCCUGUUGUACUUCAUGCAGACCGCACCAGAGUCUCAACAAACAAAGGAAAGAGGUACCAUGCUUAAAAUGUAAAAAACAUGUCCUGUCCUUGUUCAUCGUCGAUGAUGUGUAUAAAGAGUAAAAUGUCGCCUGAUGAAGACCUACAGUUAGCGGUCGAAACAUGGCGAUCAAUACAGAGAUUUAGAAUCACGGCCGGCAAACGGCAAACGGGAUUUUACAAGUUGAGAAUUUCUCAAAAUAGGAAAUAAGUAGAUAGAAACUGUCCAAAACAGUUCUUAUGGAAAAAAUGGCGUAAAACUACUAUUUUUAAGUAGAAGUCAUGAACUAUAAACGACAAGUUAUUGGAAAACUUGGUCACGUUGUACAAAUUCACGUUUACCGUUUGCCGUAAGCGUGGCUCUAAAUCUCUUUAAUAUCUAAGUGACAGUCGUGAGACAAACGAUAAAACGAAACCCUUUAUAUGCCCUGUCCUCUUCACCGCCCGGUUUUGGCCAAAGAAUAAUUGUUACUAGUGAUAUAGUUCCUAGCGUCUCGGUCUGUUUAUUGUGGGUAGAAUUUUAUUCACUCUUUUAUUACCUCAAUAGAUCUCGUUAGCUUUUAUGUUUUGUUUUCCCAAUGUAAGUCAUGUGAUAAUAAUUUUGAGAACUAUUUCUUUCAAAUUUCGGAUAAUUCACGUGCAUAUGUAAGCAUAAUUAUUUAAGAAAAGACAGAGGAUCAAAUUCCCCUGCGACAUUGAUUGAGAAAACAUAGCAUACAAGCUAAGUAGGUCUAUUGGUAGAGCUGUAGUUUCUAGGACGAGUACUCAGAAACGUAACACGUCUGAGGGCGAGAAUACCGCCUCUGCCCUGCAAGUGGCUAGACCUUCGCCCAGAUUGAAUUAUGAAGCAGAAGUUGUGAGGCCAGGGACGGAAAACAUUUGCCUCGAGUAGAACCUUGUGCUUAUUGCGUUAAUGCUUUGUUUUGUUAACAGGUGUAAUGGAAAACGUGUUAUCACUUUACCCUGGUCAGUCAUGGGACACCAGUAUUUUGCCUGUACUGUCCAGCUAUGGUGAACCAUUCAUGGACGCUGUCUGUAGAGACUCCUGUGAUGGCCACGACGUAGGAAGGGUAAGACAAGAGAAAUCUUGUUACAUCGGGCUUGCCUGUGACCCUGGGCUGCCUACAGAUUGUAGCCGUACUACCGUAGUAGCCUCUUGCAAACUGUCUCUUUUGCUCAAGCGUUGCUUUUUCGGACCCUGUUCAAAACCGUGCAACGCAAAAUUGUGCAGAAAACGUCCGCCUACCCGUGUUGCACGGCGUCAACGUUGAACUAAACAUUGUUGCGCUAAAAAUCAUCGUUACGAAUCGUUCUGUGAAACGAAACCUUAAGCUUUACGUGCAGAAGGGAACUAAAAAGUGUUUUGUUUUUUAUGCAGAUGCUGGCAUUUUCUCUUUUGGAUGCAAUAGUUGCUGUUGACUGGCAACAGCGUUGGUUAAACUAUCUCAGCCUUAAGGGAUACCUCAGGCACAUGGUGGAGGGACUAGCUCAUGAGGACCACAUACUGCAGUCAAUGUUGAACCCUUCACCUGAGCCCCUGAAGGUAACGGCCCUAGGGGCUUUGACUUUUACGUGUUAAGAAAGGUGUCUUUAAGGACUAAAACUAUUGUGUUGCAAGAGGUAUGCACGGCCAUAGAUAGGAUUUGUAGCGUUUGUUUAUAAGCAGGCAGUUAUUGCUGCUGCCUUUUGAAAGAAACAGAGCACAUUUGUAACAAUAGAGUUUAAGCUUCACGUAUACGGCUAACGGCAAACGUCAGACUCAAGUUGAGAAUUUCUCAAAAUAGAAAUUGAGAAGAUAAAAACAGCUCAAAACAAUUCUCAUGGGUAUAAACUCGCGUGAAACUACUAAUUUAGGUGUAGAAAUAAUGAACAGUAAACGACAAGUAAAGGAAAAACUUGGUCACGUGGUACAAAUUUGCGUUUGCCGUGUGACGUAAACGUGAUCCUUAACCUCUCUAAUACCUCGGUGUCAUCAUGCAUGAGAGUGGCCAUGCUGAGACAGUUCUUGCCACCUUCCAAGGAAGUUAGGCCCGGUUCAGACGCCGCUCCACUCAUGCGCCGAACCUAGCUGAUGAAGUAGGUACGGCAAAAGAGGGGUAUCUGCAUCAAUUUGGUACGGCAGUUUUAUUUUGGUGCGGGAAAAGUUCGACAGAGUCUGUCGAAAGUUUGUCGAACUUUUGUCGAACUUAACUUACCCUCGACACACGGUGCGCCGUCUGAAUCAGAUGUCGUGCCAGUGUCGCUCCAAAGUCAAAAUUAUUCAAUAAGGUUCGGCACAUGAAAAGUACCGCGUCUGAACCAGGCCUUACAAUUUUUUGAGCGCAAAAACCUAACGACUUUCGUGAUUGGAUAACCUGAGAAAACAGUUGACGCUUCGCAAACCCACCACUGGUUUCCCCGCGAAAUGACGCCAGGGAAACGAGCGCAGAAAUUACUAUACUGAUGACGUGUCACUACUCAGAUCUCAUUGGUCGUGCUGCGUGGGAAACGUGCUUCAACCAAUCAGAAGAACUACCCAGAUCUGGGUAGUGACACGUCAUUAAUAUGGGGUGGUGUCACGAAAUGUCGGCUUUUUUUCUCAGGCUAGUGAUUGGAUUAUCUUGUCUUUUUCACAGUCAUGUUUCCGAGGAUUUUCUUCAUCCGUCGUGUCAUUUUUACCUUUCCUAGGGUUCGAACUGUAUUUGGCUUUUCCUAGCGCUCUAGACUAAAUGCUAAGACAGAAAAAGCUACUCUAGAAACGUGUUAACAAAGAACUUGGAGCCUUGUUUUAUUGCUUCGUAGAUUCAUAUCCUAGAUUAAAUACAAAAGAUUAGCAUUAUCAUAAAGGAUGUGUUGAUUGACGGCGUAACUGUCUUUUGCAACAGGCAUUGUACAUUUACGAGUCCAAAAUGGCCCUUUUAACCCGCAUUGCACAGUCUGCAGAAGGCGCCAAGGUGCUUCUUCAAGCGGGGCUAUUAUCACGUUUGGCAGAAUGCACCUUCCUUGAUCAGAGGCCUGAGCGUGAGAGGACUGUAGGUUUGAUGUCCAGGAGCCUUCAUGGUCCCGAUCAAGACGUGAGCUCUGCUGUGCCUGACUCAUUUGUCCCCUCAGUUAUUGAUAGAUACAGACAGCUACUUAUGCCAGCUCUCAAGGUCACACUGGCCAUCUUGACAUCACUUGGAUCACAGCACAGGGAGGCUGCUACGAAGGUACGUAAAUGCCAGCUCCAGAAACUAUGAAAGGAAUGGGUACAAGCUUUCGGCUCAACGACGUCUGGGAUUGUUUGGGUAAACAAGCGUUAUGUACUUAUGAUUGGUUGCCUUGAAUGCCAUCGACCAAUCAUAUGACUAACUCUUGUCCACCCAAACCAUCCCAGAGCUUGUACUCAUUCUUCCUUGAGUUUCUGAAGUGGGAAAUAGUACGAAGAGAAAAGCAACUGAGAGAUUUAUCCUUGUGUUCACUGUCCUAACAUCAACACGCUUAUCCUUUACAGUUGUCUCGAUUUGUCAGUAAUACCAGUUGGGAUAAUUUGUUUUAAUAUCAGCUGUUUUAUGGGCUUCUCGGAGACGGGCUGAAAGGACUAAAAAUGACUGAUAAAAUCACUUAAAAUGACCAUCCAAGUAGUUUUAAGAAAGUAGACCCAGUCGUGGGUUGCCAUUUUAUGUUUGGUGUUUGCUUAUCGGCCUUUGAGCCAACUGUGUUGUUGCUAAUGGUUUUUGCAAAGUUGUCUUGUCCGUUGAUAUGAUGUCCAACGUUUCCGGCCUCACACGGCAGGCAAAUUGAGAGAAGACUAAUAAGAACGUCUUGUAACGAAAGUGUCUUUAUUUAGAUUGUGCUUUUUCCUCCACCCCUUCCCCCUUUUAUUUUCCACUUAUAUAUCUCCUUGUCACAGGCGCCUGGCUCCCUUGGCGUGGGGGCUCAUGGCUGGAGGGCGCGGGUUUGCCAGCCGUGGGGGCGUAACUUUUUUUAGGGACUGGCUUUGCCAAAAGUUGAAGCCCCUGGACAUCCCGGGCACCAACUUCCACUUAGCGACGCAGUUGUUAAUUGCAGGUUUUGCACUUUGUGGUUGCCCAUGUGGACGUUUUUAUCAGCAUUCUUCAAGACCGACACACCGUACAUACAUCAGGCUCGUUACACGAAGUAGGGCUUGUUACAGGCAUCAUGUGCAACAUGGGGUUGACCGAGGCGAGUUUAACAGCUGACGAAGAACUGGGGCAAGAACAAAUCCAACUCAGGGGACCCCUGGCAAGAAUCCAACGGUUAAUGAUUGGGUUGUUUCCAAGAUACUGUUCAAGUGAUAGUUGGGAAAAAGUAAGUUGUAUUUGGAGCGAAAAAGGAAAAUCGUCGUAUAAAGUGUCUCUUUCCCCACCUGAAUGGAAAAAUUUGUGUUUGAAAAUUUUGUGUUGUAGGAUUUCUUGUCGUUAUGAAGUUAUUUCACUUAACCAGGUUUUUCCACCUAUCCCCUUGACGUUUAGAUCUUAGCAACCUUAUUUCAAUUCAUUUUUCGGUCUGUAUUGGUAUUUUUAUUUCCUCUGAUAUCAACUUCAAUACAUUUGCAUUUCUAAAUUCAUAGUUGUUCGCUGCUUUGUCUGGUGGCCACAAAACCAACCUUUUUAAAAACGCUUUAUUGUUUCACAUCCUGCAUUACAAAAUGCGACUUUGUUUUCCUAAAGAGAGACACACUUUUACCUUAAAUGAUCCACCCUCACAUCAGUCUUGUUCUUUGAUUCUGUUGGGAUUUCAUCGCUUAAAUGACAGACUAUUUGUGGUUUAAAAUUUUUAAUCCUUUUUUUUGCAGAUUAUCAAAUCUAUGUUGGAGGAAAACAACGAAGAGCCUGGUGCCAAGUACAGUUUGGUAGCCAUGGAAACCACCGAAAAACUGCAAAGGAUCUGCUCUAAUAUUGUUGGCUAUUGUAAAACCGUGAUGUCUUUAACAGGUAUACAUACUUAUUUUUCUAUCAAUACCUAUCUUCCUUUCUCCCCUAUUCUUGUUCAUUUGCAUUAGAUGCGACGUUUGAGCUGGGUAUAACAUCACACACACAGUUACCCUUUUCGAGGGGCAGGUGAUAGGGUGGCGGGGUGGGGGGCGGCAAUGUUCAACUGAUCGCUCGAUUGAGUUUGAUCAGCCUUAAGGUGGAUUUCCAAUUUUUUUAAUUUUCUCGUGCUUACGCGUGUAAAAUUUACGUGGGUUAGUAAAAUAGCGCAAUGUAUGGAAGGUGGCGCGUAAACGUAACAGUUGAACCUCGCUCAACGUUCACUUUAGCGCGGGGACUUCCAUACAUCGCCUCUGUUUUAUCAACGCAGGUAAUUGUUGCGCGCGUAAGCACGUAAAAAUUACGCGAAAGUGGAAAUAAGUCUGAAUUAGAAAAAGAAGAGUGUGGCAAGGAGAAGCAAGAUGAAUAAACCUCUGCCUUUAUCGAAAGAAAUGAAAAAAAUUUGCAAGCCACAGUAGUACAGUAAGCAUCGAACUACUACGCAAUUUUGAGGGGGGUGGUGGGCGGAGAUAAUAUAUUAUCGUAUGUGACGUCAUGAAUAGGCAACUCAAUAAGAUCACGUCAGACUGUUCUUAGAAUAUGACCAAUAUGACCAAUAUGACCUGUUUGGCAGGUUUUUUUGGAUCGGUAAUGUCACCGAUUAGUUGACUACUAAUUAGAAAUGCUCAUUGGUUCAUUCAUAUGGCAAAAAUAUCCUGGAGAUUCUAUGCCCUCUAUACUACUAGCCAUACACAGGUGUUUUCAGUGAACUUAUAUGGUGCCUCUUGACCGUUUAAUAGAACCUGUACGCACUGAAUAAAACUUAACAGACUUAAAAGCCAAUACUGAAACAUAACUUGAUGGAGCUUGAGUAAAGGUGACUAGCUGCUCCUUAGAAGGCGUCCGUUUUUAACUAAGAAAAGCCAUUUUACGGACGUCGUCAAGUGAUCUGUAAUUAUCGUUGAUAUUGUUUGGUCCCCCUUAGGUUCUGUUGGCUCUCACUGCCAAGCGCUGUUUUCACCAAGUCUAACCGACUCAUUGUCACGCGAUGCUCGUCUCACCAGAGACGGUAAGCAAAUGAAUUAACAACAUUAGGGGAAUGGGGAGUUUCUUUGUCUUAAUCCGUAUAGUGCAAUCAUCAAAUAACCUAAUUUUUAAAAAUAAUCGUUUAAUCAUUCAAGUGACGACAGCGAACAAUACACAUACAGUUUACAGCUAACCAAGUGGUUUUCGCAACGUCAAGAAACGCAUCCAAGCAAAGGGAGUGCUUUGCUAAAGCAGAUCGCAAAGUCUUAUAAUGACUAAUAAUAAUGUAAAAAAUUAAUAACGCGCAAAAUUUCGAUGUAACUAUUAUAAUCAAAUGCGCGAUAGUUUUCCAAAUGUCAUUUAUUUAUGCAACUGGGCGAUAAGCUAUCUUGAAACAUAUACUUUUAAUCAGCUUUGUUGAUGAUGACUAAGGAAACGGGAAACACGAUCGAGACUGGUGAAUUACUUCACUAUAUUAGGGACCUUAAGAUCCGAGGACGGCGACGGCAGCGAAAACAUUGCUUAAAAAGCGUUCAUUCAAUCUUCAUCGCGACAGUUCCAACUCACUUACUUUGUCAAAUGUAGGCGAACUCUCCUGGAGUUGAAUUCCUAAAAAACCAUAUCCGAGUUCAGAAUGAGAGAGAAAAUUUCAUAGUAGCUUGUUUACGUCCUCCAUAAAACGUGAAAUUGGGCAUUUUCUCGUCGUAGUCGUGCAGUGACGGCAAAGAAAUGUACAAAAAAGCGUGAUGCACGUGCAAAGUUGCUGUUUUGCUAAUCUUAACCUAUCGUUUUUUUGAAGUUCCCGUUGCCGUCGCCGUCGUCGGAUCUUCAGGUCCCUAUUGAGAAGGAAGCGACGGUAGUGACAUGUGUAGAAGGCUUAACUGCAGAGACCACUAAUUAUGCGUUAUCUAGAAUGUAGAAUUGUAGAACACUGCUCCUGGCUGAUAAAAGUUUUAACUGUGGGUUAUGGGAGUUCUUGUUGUCCCUUCUGCUCCUUUAUUCACUCUCAUGUCUUGUACCCGCUGUAGCUGUUCGUUCCUCCGCCGCUGCGUCGUCCCACCGACCUGUUAGCCUUGGUCUGCCUGUGGCGUUCAUGAAGAAAUGUAGUGAACAGAUCUUUCAGACGGCUGAGUUAUACUCUCAGGCGCGCUUGAAGCUACAGAACCUGACAGAACUCACCAGCGAUGAACUGAGAGAGGUACAGAGCGGUUAUGAAUGUUAAUAGAGAAUUACUGUCUCUGUAGCACUCAUUUUCCAUGUAAUGUCAAGCGUAUAUUCAAUGGAUGAUGACCGAGAUCCAGUGAACCAAUGAGAAAGCUGGGAAUGCAUUAUCCAAAGUUGAGAAUUUAAUAACGUUCGUUUUCUCGCUUUUUUGCUGUCUACAAUUCGUCAAGUGGGGAUUUCACUGAUGUAGGAAACUUCAAAACACGAAUUUGCCCACGUAUGUCUAUGACUGAACGCAUGCUUUGAUAAAUAUAUUGCUUCACAUUCUUGAAAACGUUCGUUAAUAGUUUCGUUUACCUUCAGUUCAGUCAAUCUCGUUUUAAUGGAUCAAUACAAGAAAGACUCACCACACAACAGAGGCAUCAGCUGGCUCAAAAAUGUCUCACACAGAUCGUGCAGUUCAAGGGACGUGAAAUUUCUUCUCAACUAUGUAUCCUUUGAUAAUACCCUAGGAACACUCAACAGAUCAAAUUGGAAUUUAGAAAUGUGGCUUGGGUUCGGGCGUUCACUCCCCCUAAGAAAAAGGGAGGAAGAGCAGCCUGAUCGCUGGUUAUAAGAAGUGAUGUUUUUUUAGGAGAAGGGCAAAUCGCAGGUCCUUGAGAAAAACCACUUGGAGCAAGGGAGGGAACCAACAACAACUCAUAUACGGCAUCGCCUUCGAGACACAAACCCGGGCCAAUUUGACGGGUGCAGAGUGCUCUUACCAUUACAUUGUAUCGUGGAGCCUUCCUUUGUCUUAAGACCGUAGAUCUGAGACAGAGCAGUAGUAACAUCACUGAUGCAAGUGGUUCGACUGCAGUAUGGGAGACGGAACGUAUUUUUAACCUUAACUCUUUUACAACAGACAUUAUCGAGAACUGUUUAUUCAUUAUAUGGCGUCAUUUGGAUUUUUACUUCUCGCAUUGCAUCCCAUCAGAUGAAGAACGGCGCAUGCUUGCUGGUCCAACGCUGGCCGGAAGUCGUAUGAGAAGAUUACAAGGUAUUCGCUUUCGAGUUCGGAUUCUUGUCAAGUUAUCUGCUAACUUAGAAAAGAACAUAGACAGCUAUUACUCCUUUGCAGCCGUAACCCGUGCGCAGUUACCCCGUUACCACCGCAGCUACCACAGCAAAAUGCAAAAUUUUGAAUCUCUGUCGGUUCUAAACAUUUGAUCCUUCACCUUCCGUGCCUAUUUAAAUAUUUGGCUACAUUGAAUUUUUCUCUGCACUGCGUUGAUUAUGUCUUUCUGUCCACCGUAAGGCUUCCAAUCGCGUUUUACCAAUUAUACUACUUUAUGAGAAAUUUCUUUAAUUUGGUUGGCUUGGAGCAGUGGUAUUUCAGCUUAAUUUGAAAUACCUGCAUGUGAAAAUUACAAAACGUUUGCGGGUAGUUGUAUAAACAAAUAAUAGCAUGAUUUGUACGUGAUAUUCCGCAUAAAUACCACUCUUGAUAUUUCAAAAUUGUCUCAAAUUUCACUCGCCUAACGGCUCGUGAAAUUACUUAUAACCAUUUCGAAAUACCACUCGUGGUAUUUAUGCCAAAUAUCACUACUAAUCAUGUUAUUACCUAUACUAAGUAUACUGAAGGGCAUCAGAAACGAGACGCAGCGCUAACUCAUUUCUGCCAUGAGCCUUCGGUAUUUGGCGUUUUGUUAUGUUGGUGAUUCAGUCAAAGUAAUAAGUGUUCGUUUGUUUAUGUAACUAGACUGGGCGUCACCCUCCAGGAAUUCUGCGUUUUCAUCUGAUCCUAGUCACGAAGCUUCUGCUGGAGUUGGGGGUGGUGUAACGCGAGAGGAAAUAGAUGCUGUAAGUCAAACUCGUUUGGGAAUAGUAUAAACAUAGGCCAUUUAACGUGCAUGCACCUGAUUGCUUCAGUCUAAAUGUUUCCAUUUUACCACUGAUAAUGUAGGCUGCAUUGUGGUUUAUUGUUUAAAAUUAUCCAGAAAUUAGGUGUCAGUGCACAUUAAAAUGAUGAAUAGAGCAAAUUUGUGGCGAAAAACGUAACGUUUUUACAGUCCUCUAUUUUUCUGUAUGAUCGUCGAAAUCGAGCGUUCGCUUUUUACCAUCUCGGUUUCAUAUAUUCCGAAGGACAUGCGUCAGGGACUCGUUACUCGAAAGGCACGGAAACUUUUCGGGCCCGAAGGCAGAUUAUAAACCAUCAAAACGUGUCGAGCAGUAGCACAGUUCCUAGCUCACAAACCAGUCAAUUUUGCUUCGUUCACUGAUAGUUUCAUUGUAUCAUUGUCAAUAUUAUUAAAACUUUGAUCUUGAAUGUAUAUACAGCAAACACAAAACAGCUUUCCGGGCCCGAAAGCUACCGGGACUUUGGAGAAACAGGCCCCAGGGCUUAUAACGGUAAGGGGAGGGAUGCGAGCUCCUCUCAAGACUUAACCCGUCCCCUCAAGCACAUUUGUUAAUUUUGAAGCCAAGAUGGCGGAUUUUUACAGUAAGCGCUCGAUCUCGAUAAUUCUGACGGGAAAUAGACUAUAAACAUUCUGCUGCAAAUACAAAAGCUGCGCACAAGUGUGUCUCUCACUGGGCGACCUUUCUUGCUGCCAGGAGUGAAGGCAGCGGACUGAACAAUUUGACCGUUCACAAGGAACUUUUCAACAUUUUCGCUCUGUUCACACGCAACUGACGAAUCAGAGCGUUACUGUAGCAAAUCAAAGUGGCAUCUCGCAGCUGGGGUACCACGCAUUUAUGCAGCCGUACCUUUGUAGUACAGGAAUUUGGACUGUUGUGGUGUUCACACCGUGUCGGUCAAAUUUUCCGUACACAGAUUUAGACGGUCAUGGUGUCCACAUUGCGCCGCUCGGUUGGGGCAGGGGGGGGGAGGGGGGCUCUUCCCGCCCCACCUCCAGAGCACCCCGGAAAACUUGCUCGCAGGCUAUCUAAAAGGAGUUCUUUUGUUUCUCUUAUGUCUACGAUUUUUGUUUCAUAGGCAAGGUUAAUACUCCUGGCUCGCUGCAGUAGUACUAAAAGUAUAUUGCACUUUCCUUGCAGCUUAAAAGAGAAUCCAUAAGUACCCUGACAGAGGCGUUUUUAAAAAAGCUCAUUGAAAUUGAACAGGUACUGAAAUAUGGCAGGCAGGCGCUUUGUACUGGCUCUAUUAAAUUCAUGUGUGUGGAUAAGGAUGUGUGUGAGACUUUGGGACUGACCUUAAUACCGUAAACUGCCGGUUAUAAGCUCCGACCCCACGCAUACCAUUAAUCCCCUCAGUCAUAGGCCGAUUUGGCUGUAAACAAGAAAAAAAAUUCCGAUUACAAUUGUAUCGAAAUGAAUUCGAUUAAUUAUGAAGCCGUGAAGAUUAAAAAACCAGUAAAUACAAAACGUAUUUUGAUCAGCACUGAUACAGCUUGCUUCGAAGCGCUUUUUCUAUUCUGGUUUCAAGUCCCCUCGGAUAUAAACCCCUGUCUAUAAGCCUUCCUAGAGUGAUGCUAGAGGUUUUGCCUUGUUCCGUGCUAACAUGCAACGUUGUUCUCAUCUGAGCGUAUACGAACCUUUCUUGAUCCCUUGUUUUUUCUUUACAUACUUUCAUGGUAGAAUGUAACGUUUUUUUUUCCUUUGAAUUUUAGACGCACGGAAAGGGACGUACCCGAGUCGGUUUUAUCCAAGUUCUUGUUCGGCGCAUUAAACGUCUUUUGACACUCCACGGAACGCCUGCGCGUUCAGAGCAAAUGGUCAGCGGGUUACGUUGACCAAUCACACCCGUUCUAAACUGCAAACAGAAAGUGUUGACUAUGCCUUAGACAUUUAGCGCUCUACUCCAACAAUACCUGGAAUAGGCGCUUGCGUAGAAGUAACUGCUGACAAGCUAAGAAGCAGCACCGAGAGAGGCCCCACGAUGAUCACGGACCUGGGUUGUAUUGUUACCGGACCUUAACGUCUUUGUAAAUAUCCGUAAGGUCGUGAAUUGACUCUUGUCACCUUUACGGUCUGUAACCGAA